AUGUCACAGGAUCAUGACAAUAAGAGGCCAGUCCUGUUGUUGCAGAAUGAGCCCAGCUACGGUCAGCGUCGGCCCUACACCAACGAAGACGAGGCGUGGAAGUCGUUCCUGGAGAACCCCCUGACGGCCGCCACCAAGGCAAUGAUGAGCAUCAACGGGGACGAGGACAGCGCCGCUGCCCUGGGGGUGCUCUACGACUACUACAAGGUGCCCAGAGAGAAGAGAACAAUAUCCCAGACCAAGACAGAGUCAAUGGGCUCUGAUGUGGAUCCCAACAAAAGGCACUUGAUGGCCCCCCUGCAGGAAGCUUCCAUGGCGUCAGUGGAGAGCAGGAUCCAGUUCCUGAAGGGCCCCAUCAACAUCCUGCUGCCCAACCAGCUAACUGGCCAGGACAACAAGAGAGGGGUCCUUUUCCCCUCCCCGGACACCACUGUCACCGUCUCCAUCGCCGCCGCCCCCAACUACCCCAACGUCAAGAUGGAGGUGCCCUCCCACAGCUUCCACUGUGCCGAGUCCGACAGCCACACGGCAGAGUUCGCCAGGCAGCUCACACACAGCCAGUUCAGUCCUAGCACCCAGCCCCGUACCCCCGACUCCACCUUCCCAGAGACGCCACAGGUGUUCUCCUUCCCAGGGGAUCUCCAGUUACGCAUGGCCUCCAUCUCGGCAGAGGAAUACAGCGUGUUUGACACCGUGCCUGGGAAUAAUUUUGAGUACACCCUGGAUGCUUCCAAGUCGCUGCGUCAGAAGACAGGUGACGGUACCAUGACGUACCUGAACAAGGGCCAGUUCUACCCCAUCAGCCUCAGGGAGACAGACAACAGCAAGCUGCAGCACCCCAUCAGCAAAGUCAGGAGUGUGGUGAUGGUGGUGUUCGGAGAGGAGAAGUGCAGAGACGACCAGCUGAAGCACUGGAAGUACUGGCACUCCAGACAGCACACAGCCAAACAGAGGUGUCUUGAUAUUGCUGACUACAAAGAGAGCUUCAACACAAUCAGCAACAUUGAGGAGAUCUCCUACAACGCCAUCUCCUUCACCUGGGACAUCAAUGAGGAGGCUAAGAUCUUCAUCUCGGUCAACUGUCUGAGCACAGACUUCUCUUCCCAGAAGGGUGUGAAAGGCCUGCCCCUGAACCUGCAGAUAGACACCUACAGCUACAACAACCGCAGCAACAAGCCCAUCCACCGGGCAUUCUGCCAGAUCAAAGUGUUCUGUGACAAGGGAGCUGAGAGGAAGAUCAGAGACGAGGAGAAGAAGCAGUCCCGUAGGAAGGUAGAUGUGGACGUUAAAGUCCCUUUCCUUCAGAAGCGUAAUGAUGUCACAACCUUUAAGAUAAUGACUGACUUUGAGACCCAGCCGGUUCUCUUUAUCCCUGAUAUCCACUUCUCCAUCUUCCAGCGCCAUCCCUUCUCACAAGAAGAUGGAGAGGAAAGUUCGGGCAUGAAGAGAUCGCUCUACGCUGAGGAUGAGUUUGGUUCACCUUCCAAUAAGCUGGCCAGAAUGGACAAGCCCAAGAAAGUUCUGCUGUACGUGCGUAGGGAGACAGAGGAGGUGUUUGAUGCGGUCAUGCUGAAGAACCCAACAAUGAACGGGCUGGUGGAAGCAAUAUCCGAGAAAUACAACGUGCCGCUCCAGAAAGUAGGGAAAGUCUACAAGAAAUGCAAGAAAGGGAUUCUAGUCAACAUGGAUGACAACAUCAUCAAACACUAUUCCAACGAAGACACCUUCCAGAUCUCUAUGGAGGAGCUAGGGGGCAUUUAUAAACUCACCCUGACUGAAAUCUGA
Salvelinus namaycush (lake trout) is the source of this 1785-nucleotide messenger RNA. Its product is annotated as grainyhead-like protein 1 homolog. Gene Ontology annotation, cellular component: nucleus. NCBI's taxonomy places the organism in Eukaryota, Metazoa, Chordata, Actinopteri, Salmoniformes, Salmonidae. Gene Ontology annotation, biological process: regulation of transcription by RNA polymerase II. Bases 1 to 1785 code for a protein of 594 amino acids. The record is from RefSeq and is a predicted model, not a curated record. Gene Ontology annotation, molecular function: RNA polymerase II cis-regulatory region sequence-specific DNA binding; DNA-binding transcription activator activity, RNA polymerase II-specific. The transcript is spliced from 15 exons.